GAAGUGACGAUGCGGGCAUAUGCCUCCUCCGGCCACCAAGAUCUGGCCGGCGGCUGCGGCCAUGAAGCGGCUCGCCGUCCUCGCCGGCUCCAUCCUCCUCCUGCUCCUUUCCCUCUCCUUCUUCCUCUUCCGUCCUACUUCCCCGCCUAUCCUCAGCUCGCUUCAAGCCCUCGAACCCGACCGCCGCCUCAGGGUCUACGUCGCCGACCUCCCCCGUGCGCUCAACUACGGCCUCCUCGACCGGUACUGGUCCCUCCCCGCCGCCGACUCCCGCAUCCCGACCUCCUCCGACCCGGACCACCCGGCCCCGCACAACCACCCGCCCUACCCCGAGAGCCCCCUCAUCAAGCAGUACAGCGCCGAGUACUGGCUCCUCGCCUCCCUCCACACGGCAGCGACGGCCGCCGUGAGGGUCGUCGCGGACUGGAGGGAAGCCGAUGUCGUGUUCGUGCCCUUCUUCGCGACGCUGUCCGCGGAGUUGGAGCUCGGGUGGGGAACCAAGGGAGCGUUCCGCAAGAAGGACGGCAACGAAGACUACCGGCGGCAGCAGGAGGUCGUCGACCGCGUCACCGCCCACCCCGCGUGGCGGAGGUCCGGCGGCCGCGACCACAUCUUCGUCCUGACAGACCCUGUGGCUAUGUGGCACGUCCGGACUGAGAUUGCUCCAGCAAUUCUUUUGGUGGUUGAUUUUGGAGGCUGGUUCAAACUUGAUUCCAAGAUUACAAGCAGAAACUCGUCUCAUAUGAUACACCACACUCAAGUGUCAUUACUUAAGGAUGUUAUUGUGCCUUACACACAUUUACUUCCGACACUGCUCUUAUCAGAGAAUAAAGAUCGCCCCACCCUUCUAUACUUCAAGGGAGCAAAGCAUAGGCAUCGGGGUGGUUUAGUGCGAGAGAAACUAUGGGAUUUGCUCAGUAAUGAGCCUGAUAUUGUCAUGGAAGAAGGCUUUCCUAAUGCCACUGGACGUGAUCAAUCAAUAAAAGGGAUGCGGGCAUCGGAAUUUUGCUUGCACCCAGCUGGUGACACCCCAACUUCAUGUCGCCUCUUUGACGCUAUUGCCAGUCUUUGCAUACCAGUCAUUGUUAGCGAUGAGGUUGAGCUCCCUUUUGAAGGGAUGAUAGAUUACACAGAAUUCUCCGUUUUUGUGUCAGUUAGUAAUGCAAUGAAACCAAAAUGGCUAACAAACUACUUGAGGAAUAUUUCCAAGCAGCAGAAGGACAAGUUCCGAAGAAACCUGGCUCGUGUCCAACCUACCUUCGAGUAUAACACUAGUUACUCCAGUAGCAGAGGCCCAGAUGGUGCUGUGAAUUAUAUAUGGAAGAAGAUUCAUCAGAAACUGCCAAUGAUUCAGGAGGCAAUCAUCCGGGAGAAGCGAAAACCUGACGGCACAUCAAUCCCGCUCCGGUGUCAUUGUACAUGAACUUAUCUUAGCUGCUGGUACCACAUGUGAAGGCUUGUGAGAAUCAGCAGAUACUCCAAGUUUAUUCUUUUUUUGUUCUUAUUGGUAGUUGCAAAUAUGAGCAUGUAACAGUAGGUGGAUGUCUUUUAACCAAAAUUUUCAGUAGUUGUUCAGAGGUGCUUUUGCACAUCGUUACAUAUGUUAUUGGAGUGGGUUUGCGCAUUCAGUAAUGACAAGUCAUACAUGAAAUUGCCCAUUUGAAUGGAA
Messenger RNA from Panicum hallii, 1669 nucleotides. Its product is annotated as probable arabinosyltransferase ARAD1. Bases 20 to 1423 code for a protein of 467 amino acids. Lineage: Eukaryota; Viridiplantae; Streptophyta; Magnoliopsida; Poales; Poaceae. Gene Ontology annotation, molecular function: glycosyltransferase activity. The transcript is spliced from 3 exons. The record is from RefSeq and is a predicted model, not a curated record.